GCUCAAUAGGAGAGGACCGUACACCCGCUCCCCGACCUAGUCAAUAGAGGUAGCAUCGUCACACACAUACCCACUCCUCCACCUCUCCCUUCCAAAUCUAAGCGCAUGGGGGCGCCAGCUUCAGCCUUGCACAGCCCCACGAAGCCUUACACAGCCCCAAGUCCAGCCUCUCGUCGCGGCAAAAGCCACCCGAAAAUCUUUGUCAAUUGCUGUUCGCAUUCUCAAUACUUCUGUGUAAUGAGGGUGUAACUGCUCUUUUCUUCAUAAGAAGCAUCUCAGUUCGUGCUUCAAAAGCCAAUGCAAUAGCAUGGCGGAAGCCAUCGCCGUAGUCGGCAUUGUCGCUAACAUAGUUCAGCUCAUUGACUUCGGCUCCCGGCUUCUAAAACGUCUUGGAGAAUAUCAGUCCGAGCUCGGAGACAUCCCAGAAGCGUUCCGCCAUAUCAAAUCCGAGCUGCCAGUGCUGCUAGAUGCCCUCCGGCAGACCAAAGCGGCGAUCGAUACUGGAUAUAUGCAAGCUGAAUCCCAAAAGGCGCUCCUUCCUGCUAUUGAAGGGUGUAGGGUACAGAUAAAGGCACUGGACGAUGUAAUCGCAAAAGCGUUACCUACAUCAGGUGAUUCUUGGGCUAGAAGAGGCAGGAAAGCACUUGGAAGCCUUCGGUAUGACGCAAAGGUGGAGAGGAUAACCUCAGUCGUCCGGGGGUAUAUCCAGACUUUAACAUACCAUGCCGCCGCAUCACCAAGGCCCUUAACAGACCGAACCCUGCCACCCACCACCCCUUCUUCCACUGUCCCUUUCCGGCGUGAUCCACACUUUGUGGACAGCAACAUCCUUUCUGAAAUACAUAGUAAGAGCCAGCAAUCUGCGUCCAGAGUAGCACUUGUUGGCCUUGGUGGCGUAGGAAAGUCGCAGCUUGCUGUCGAGUACUCCUACCAAGUACGAGAAAAGUCGCCAGAUAUCUGGGUCUUCUGGGUGCAUGCAAGCAGCAGAGCUAGAUUUGAGGAAGGCUACAGGAAAAUUGCUGAACGAGCUAGGCUUCCUGGAUGGGAUCAACAAGAUGUCGACAUUCUACAGCUUGUCUACAACUGGCUGUGCGAUGAGGCAAAUGGCCGCUGGGUGAUGAUUAUCGACAAUGCAGACGAUCUAAGCGUCUUCCCCCGUCCAUUGCAGAGUCGUAGUGGCAGCAAACACGAUGCUGCUGGCAAUGCAGUAUCCUCUUUGCUGGAGUUUCUGCCCCAAUCUCCAAACGGGUCUAUUCUAAUUACCUCCCGGAGCCGAGAUGCCGCCUUUCGACUGACAGGAAGCUACGCCGACAUUAUUAAGGUCCAACCUAUGGACCGGACAUAUGCUCUGGCGUUGCUCCAAAACAAGCUUGAAGGGAGCUUUAAACAAGAUGAUGCUGAGGCGCUAGUUGAGGCGCUUGACUACAUGCCCCUUGCCAUCACCCAAGCCGCCGCUUACAUUUGCCAGAGAGCGCCGCGUGUUACAGUGUCGAGAUAUUUACAAGACCUCCGCAAAGGCGACCAAGAUAGAGCUAAUCUUCUAGAAAUGGACAUUGAGGACUCUCGCAGGGACGGAACGGCGUCAAACUCUAUUAUUGCUACCUGGCAGAUCUCUUUCGAGCAUAUCCUCAGAGUGAGACCUUCCGCAACGCGGCUGCUGUCGCUCAUGAGUUUUUUUGAUCGACAGGGGAUUCCGGAGUCUUUGCUUAGUAGUCGCUAUCAAGAGGAUAAUGACCCUAGCCCUAAUUUUGAGGACGACUUGAACACGUUGACGAACUUCUCUCUGGUUGUAACAGACGUAGGCGGACACCAGUUUGAAAUGCACCGACUUGUGCAAUUCUCUACAAGGACAUGGCUCGAGCUACAGGGCGAGCUGGAAAGCUGGAGGGAAAAGUAUGUUAGGCUUAUGGAUGAUAGUUACCCGGUGGGGGUGUAUGAGAAUUGGAAAUCAUGCCAAGCGCUGCUCCCACACGCUCAAGCAAUAUUAGCGUCUCGGCCAUCCAGUGGUAGCGUACUAGAGGCAUGGGCGUCGGUUCUUUUUAAGGCUGCAUGGUAUGUAGAUAAUAUGGGAAACUAUAAAGUAGCGCAGGAGAUGGGCCGAAGGGCUUUAGAGGCAAGGGAGGUCGCUCUAGGAUCAGAGCAUCUAACCACGCUCUCCAGCGUCAGCAGACUUGGGGUAGUGUUGGGGAAGCAGGGGAAAUAUGAAGAGGCGGAAGCAAUGCACCGACGAGCACUAGAAGGAAGAGAAAAGGCACUUGGGGCAGAGCACCCAAGCACACUCGCCAGCGCUAACAACCUUGGGUUAGUAUUAGAGAGCCAGGGGAAGUAUGAAGAGGCAGAAGCGCUUCACCGACAAGCGCUAGAAGGAAAAGAGAAGGCUCUAGGGCCAGAUCACCCAGACACGCUCACUAGCGCCGACAACCUUGGGUUGGUAUUGGAGAGUCAGGGAAAGUACGAAGAGGCGGAAGCGAUGCAUCGGCGAGCACUAGAAGGAAGAGAGAAGGCAUUUGGGCCAGAGCACCCAGACACGCUCGCCAGCGCCAACAACCUUGGGAUGGCGUUAGAGAGGCAGGGAAAGUAUAAGGAGGCUGAAGAAAUGCACCGUCGGGAUCUAGAAGGAUCAGAGAAGACACUUGGACCAGAGCACCCAAGCACGCUCACCAGCGCCAGCAACCUUGGGAUUGUGUUAGAAAGGCAGGGAAAGUAUAAAGAGGCGGAAGCAAUGCACCGUCGGGAUCUAGAAGGAUCCGAGAAGGCACUUGGGCCAGAUCACCCAGACACACUCACCAGCGCCAACAACCUUGGGAUAGUGUUGGCGAGCCAGGGGAAGUACGAAGAGGCAGAAGCGAUGUACCGGCAAGCGCUAGAAGGAUACAGGAAGGUACUUAGACCGGAGCACCCGUACAUGUUAACCAGCGCUCGCAAUCUUAGGGGGGUGUUGGAGAGGCAGGGAAAGUAUAACCAGGUGGAAGCGGUGCACCAACAGGAUCUAGAAGGAUAAUACAAAUCUAUUCUAGAGCCAGCUUGAUUCUGUUAUAGUUCGAGCCACAGAAUUUAAU
Molecule: messenger RNA, 3059 nt
Organism: Lindgomyces ingoldianus
Lineage: Eukaryota; Fungi; Ascomycota; Dothideomycetes; Pleosporales; Lindgomycetaceae
Product: TPR-like protein
Exons: 3
Coding region: 308-3001 (897 amino acids)
Cellular component (GO): kinesin complex
Molecular function (GO): protein binding
Source: RefSeq, a predicted model, not a curated record